Molecule: messenger RNA, 1246 nt
Organism: Oryza brachyantha (malo sina)
Lineage: Eukaryota; Viridiplantae; Streptophyta; Magnoliopsida; Poales; Poaceae
Product: phosphatidylglycerophosphate phosphatase 1, chloroplastic/mitochondrial
Exons: 5
Coding region: 59-880 (273 amino acids)
Molecular function (GO): phosphatidylglycerophosphatase activity
Source: RefSeq, a predicted model, not a curated record
CCCCCCUGGUUCCUCCCGAACCCAAGCAGCAACAGCCCACUCCCACCCCCCAGCUCUGAUGCUGAGUCCACCGCCGGUGCCACUGUUCCCCCGUGCCUCCCCUCUCCCAUCGCCGCCCAGAGCCUCAAACCCUAACGGCACUGACCCCACGACCGCCGCCGCAGGUGCCGGCAUGGGCGCGGCCGCUUGGUGGCGGCGCUCGCUGGGGCAGCGGUUCAACCCAGCCGGCGUGGCCGCGGUGGCGGCCGUCGCGGUGUCCGAGCCGCGCCUGGCGCUGCCGCACGUGUCCUUGCAGGAUAUCCGGUGGCUGGACUGGGGCGAGCUCCGGCGCGCCGGGUUCCGCGGCGUCGUCUUCGACAAGGACAACACCCUCACCGCGCCCUACGCGCCAGGGCUCUGGCCGCCGCUCGCCGCCGCGUUCGACCAGUGCCGCGCGGCCUUCCCGCCAGGCUCCCUUGCGGUGUACAGCAACUCCGCAGGGUUGAAACAGUAUGAUCCAGACGGAUUAGAGGCAGCGGUGAUCGAGGCUACCAUCCAGGGGGUUCAUGUUAUCAGGCAUGAUAUAAAGAAGCCUGGAGGAGAAGCUAAGGAAAUAGAGAGUUACUUUGGUUGUUCAGCCUCAAAUCUUGUUCUGGUUGGUGAUCGAUACUUUACUGAUGUUGUUUAUGGAAACAGGAAUGGAUUUUUUACUGUACUUACAGAACCAUUGAAUUUUGCAAAUGAAUCUUUUAUUGUCAGAAAGGUUAGGAAAUUUGAAACAUACAUUGUCAAUUAUUGGUACAGGAAAGGGCACAGACCAAUUAAGCACCCGUUGCUCCCUGAUGCUAGACAAAUUGUAAAGUUUGAUCCAUACAAAGACCCUAUGGCGCCUGGAGCAUAGCACAAUUAUGUUUCUUGCUCCAGUUAACAGUACACUCGGCUAACUAGUUCUGUUCGUUGUAUGCUUUUUCUGAAUCAGCAUGGGCAGAUGUUUGUAGUUUAUGUUGAACAGAUUAUAGAGAAGAGUAUGUUACGACUAAGCUCGUUUUUGGUCAGGUUGUAUGGUUCUUGACUUGUGUAAGACCCUGAUGGCUUUUCCUGGGUUCAGAUCAAGAGAGUUCAUUUCUUCUCUAAUUAUCUGCUGUGCCUGGACCCCUGGGCAUCGACUUCUGAUCCCAUCUGCUUGAUACAAGGUCAUAAACUGCUGUUAUGAAGACCUGGAAGUAAUCUAAUUAUGUUGUUCGAUACACAAAUAAUUUAGUUCUUU